CUUGACGUUUAUUAAUUUCUUUUUAUUUCUCUGAAUAGUUUCGAUUCGUCAAGUUUAAAGUUCGUUUCUUGAGAAAUUUGAACGUACAGUUUGCCGUAGCUGAUAAUUCGGUGCUUUAAUUUAUAACAAGCGAAAUCAUAUUUCCAUUAAUUAGAUGUUGAACGGACACUGAAAUCUGUGCAAAGUGCAACGAUUAGUAAAAAAUACUGUGUACAAAUUGUUACAACACGUUGUGGAAAAUUGUACAGAUUGGUUGAAUAAAGUCAGAUUAAUUUUCAAUAGACUUUGGGAUAUUGAAAAAAAUAAAAUAAUCGAAGGCGCAACGUUAAAUUUUCAAAUUUAUCAUUUCAUUCUAUCGAGUGACUCGCCGGUCUGAGGAAACAUCGAGUGUCCAAAUCGAUCGAAUUCGUGGAAACUCCCGGAAUUUCAGAUAACGAGAAACGUUACGAGUCACGUGGAAUACACGAGAAUUAUUUCUGCGCGCGUUUCGAGCCGACGACGCGUCGCGUCGCGACGCUUGUAAGAGUAGAAUAAUCGGCUCAUUUCGUGGACGGCUUUCCGCGCGUCGAUAUCGCUGCGUAGAAACUUCGUCGGCGAUUCCUUAACUACAUCACGGUGACGUGUGUGCCGUCAAUAAGUUGCAUCGCGGCGAUGAAAAACUAAAAAUUGUUCAAUCAAGUUCACUUCGGAUUUAUAAAUAAAUUUAUACGAAUAUUCAAGCCCUGCAGCUAAUUUAUUUUUGCAUCAAAAUCGAGGAUCCAGGUUGCAAAGGCAAUCAGCAAUGGAAGAUCCGGCAACGCAUCCGGAUGAACGUUUAACAAUAAGCGAUCAUGACAUGUGCCCGAGCUUACGAGCUGCCUUAAAUUAUUCACCGGUAUAUUUCGAUUCCAGUGACGGGGAUGACGACCCUCUCGCCCUUCCGGAAACGACUUUCGUAAUUAACGAUGACUGGACCAUUUCGUCGCAGGAAUUACCAUCCCUCAGACAUAUUCCGGAAGAAGAUCCUGACGCAACCGACGCGGAUGACGUCGACGCCGAAAAUACCGAGGACGAAGUCGACUCCUUCGUAAACCAUGGCGAUAUCCUUUCGCGAAUAGAAAACAACUGCGACGAGGACGAGCAAGUCGUCCCCUCCAGUCCUAACGAAAUUCUGGACAUUGGCGAGGAGUCAAAUUCUUCGGGUUCCAGCCUAGACGGUGAAAACGUCGAAAUAAUCAACGAAGAAAUAAACGAGGUUGAAGAGGAGCAGGAGAUUCCGGAACCGGAAGUGAAGAAGAAAUCAGACGUCGAUGAGAAGCGCGGGAAUCGCAGCAGCAGUCCUCAACCUCCGUGAAUAUCGGCGAUACCGGAAACCGGAACGAGUCGAAGUUCUUUCAGACUGUCACGAUUUGUAUUGUACAUUUAACGCGAGUCAUCGAUCGAUGAUCGGAAUUAGAAAAUCAUCGUCGUAACUCAAUUGUCGGGUGUUAGUUGAACUUUGCAUGAAUCGUCAAUGUGUUUUCUUGUUUAUAGAAGGUUACUGAUGACGAUCAUACGUGUAUCGAGACUUGCUGCUCGCGUAAAAACGUAGACACGUUAUUGUUCAUUUUCUGAAUCACUGUUUCAUAUAAAACGCACGAAACGUGGUCAGCGUUAUUAUGGAUAUGCUGGAUAUUGUGAAAAUAGAACGAUGCAAUCGUGACGUAGAUAAUUUGUGGAUGUGGUUAUUGUCUCAUUGUCACAAGAGAUUUAAACAAUUAUCUCUGAUGAAUCAUGUAUGAAUAUGUCUUUUUUCCGAAUCCUCGAUAAAUACUUUCAAUCGUGAAUAUUACACUGAAAUUUGAGUCAAUUACAUCACGCGGACAAAUUAUGUUCAUGAUCAAUGAAUUCAGCAGCAAUUUGUCUGCAUAUCGGUUAGAAAAUUUCCGAUCGUUUAACCUUUUUUCGUUAUAUACAUAUUUAAAUGAAGUCGGUGUGAAUUUUCAUAAUUUGUGGAUUAAAAAACGAUUUUACUUUCGCUGAGAAACUUUUCAAAGCGAAUUUCAAACGAAUUAUAGCUCUCUCAAUACUAUGUGUAAUUUUAUUUACAUUACUGGUAUGAAUCUGUAUUUUCAAUCAAAAGAGUUAACCGGACUAUAUUUAUAUUUUUUAUUCUCAACUUCAGGGUUAAUACAGAUCGCGAUGUAUUAAUAGUUGAAUUGUUAAUCAACGUUUGAUUAUUUUUUCUGUAUUCUUGUGAAACUACACGAGAAAUUGUUUCUCAGACUUGUUCUUUCGCCGUUCGAGAAUUUUUAGAUCAUGCCUUUCAAACAUUUCAAUAUUCGAUGUAUGUAAAUAGUACGAUUCUAGAAACAAAAAUGUAGUAUAAUUUUGAUUCAUUAUAUGAAAUAAAAUUUCAUUAUGGUGUUACAUAUAUCUGGGACGGCUGAAACUAGGGUUAUAUGUAUAAGAUUUUUUUUUCGUAUAUGAAACUGACUGUUAUUGAACAACCAUAAUAUAUCUUUGAAAGUAUGACGUUUUAUCUAUAUUGUGUGAAAAUUUGGUUGAAAUAUUUCAAACGGUAAAAAAGUUACAGUCGUUUUUCUGGGACGCGUGUUUGGUUCGCUACUUAUGAUGAAAACAAAAAAAAAAAAAAAAACUGCCAGGUAUC
Molecule: messenger RNA, 2629 nt
Organism: Neodiprion virginianus
Lineage: Eukaryota; Metazoa; Arthropoda; Insecta; Hymenoptera; Diprionidae
Exons: 4
Coding region: 782-1333 (183 amino acids)
Source: RefSeq, a predicted model, not a curated record